Vavraia culicis subsp. floridensis is the source of this 1324-nucleotide messenger RNA. RefSeq lists its product as uncharacterized. The coding region runs from base 313 to 1068 and encodes 251 amino acids. The record is from RefSeq and is a predicted model, not a curated record. The transcript has a single exon. Lineage: Eukaryota; Fungi; Microsporidia; Pleistophoridae.
ACAGAUUAUGCGUACACAUUGCUGGAUAGUACUUGAAUUGAUGUUAAAUUCCUUGGAAUAGGUCCAACGACAAGUAUUGCUGCGAGCAGACUAGCUCUUGCACUCAAAACCGAUUUUUCAUAGUCACAAAUGGUCCACGCGAUACACCUCUCUUUAUCGUGCCUUGAACACGGCCCCAUGUCAGCAUUAAGUGAACUAUCCUUCAGCAACAAUAAUAGGUUCACCGAUCAUCCAUGCUGUUCUUUUUGCAGAAUCCUUUUCGGAUGAUUCCAUGAGAUGUGACAUAAUUUUCGAUUAAUAUUUUUGGCCUUGAUGAUUUUCGAGUAUUCGCCCGGGUUUCGUAAACUGUAUUUCUAUAGCCGUGGCAAUGUAAAUGAAUCGAUACCAGACGUUUUUACGGUCACAAGCUUGGAAACUAUCGACAACGUUGCGGUCUACACGGUUGAAAAGGCGUACGAUACUAACGAAGAACCUACUGCGGACAUAAUACCGCACAUAAAAGAGAUCUACUGCCGAUGCAACAAAGUCAUCGAUUACCAGAACUUAAGCCUGCUUCCAUCUCACAACUGGCAUGAGUACAUCGAUUUAUGGUCGUGUCACAACUCCGAAUUCAAGUCUACUCUUGACUUCAAGCCGAAGGCAAGACAUAAAUGCAUCAUAUUAGGCGCGUUUUUCAUGAUACCGGACAGGCACACGUACUGCCAUAGCUGCUACCAGGACAGAAUAUUUUACAACGAAGUAAACUGGAACAUACCAAACGAUGACGUAGUGUAUAUGGCGCUUUGCAAGCAUUUUGAGAGCAAUACAUACUUUUACAUCGCUGACAGGAUAGAAAUUAUUUUGUUCGGUAGGUGCUAUUUCGGCGAUGUAGAAGACGGCCAGAUGUUCCCUGCGCUCAAAAUAGGUUUUAAAACAGUGAAAAACCGGGAGAACGAAAGCGAGCUGCUGAACAGUUUUUUCAGAGAAAAGAUAAUUUGUACCUUAACAAAGAAUAAAUUAGGAAUUAAAAUGCUGGACUAUGAUAUUUCCUUCAUUUCAGGAAGCACUCCGGCGGAAACCGUGUUAUAGGGCAUUUCUUCGGUUUCCGGUGGAAUGUCUGUCUGGAAUGCAAUCAAAUUAUAAUUUGGAAAACACACCGCACUCGGCAACAAUGUGCCUUUUGGAACGCGCCCAUUUAUCAUGGUAAAAACGUAUUUUAAUGAAGCAUGCACCUGGCUAUCAUUUUAGCCACGCAAGCCGUGCAAAGCAUCCAGACUAUAAAGUAAAGCAAAUACAGCAUGUUUCGCCAUCUCAUCAAUGUGAUCUCAAUAAAUUCAUAAUUCCC